Molecule: messenger RNA, 6123 nt
Organism: Salvelinus fontinalis (brook trout)
Lineage: Eukaryota; Metazoa; Chordata; Actinopteri; Salmoniformes; Salmonidae
Product: rho family-interacting cell polarization regulator 2-like
Exons: 24
Coding region: 186-3974 (1262 amino acids)
Source: RefSeq, a predicted model, not a curated record
UCAGGGCGAGCGCUACAAACCCAAACUGGAACGCAGACAUGAAUAUUGGUAGGAGGCUGUUUUAUCAAGGGAAAAACAUAAACGUUCAGAAGAGGGAAGGAAUUGACCGAAUCGAACAGUUGAAUUCAUUUUUUUAUUGAUCAAGUGGACCAAAGGUUCACGUUGGAAAGCGGGGCUUCUCCUUUAUGCGCGGAUGGAGCGGCGCAGUUAGCAGACAAUACAUAGGAUUUAGUUUAAAUAAGUUUUUCAGAGGAGUGUCAUCCCACGUCCCAGAGAUCAUGGCGGCCGGAACGCACUCCCCCGGGGGACCCAAUGGGAUCAUCCGGAGCCAGUCCUUCGCCGGCUUCAGCACGCUGCAGGAGAGACGCUCGCGGUGUAACUCGUUCAUGGGGAACUCUGCAGUGCAGAAGAAGCCCACGUCCAAGCCCAAGAAGCCCCAUCUGUCAGGGCACAAGGCCAGCAGCGGCUCCCGGGAGCCCAAGCCCGAGAGGGUGGAGGAGGUGUAUGGGGCCCUAAAACAAGGCUUGGAUGAGUAUCUGGAGGUGCACCAGACAGGGCUGGACAAACUCACCUCUCUGAUGAAGGAUAUGAAGAGGAACUCCAGACUGGGAGUCCUGUAUGACCUUGACAAGCAAAUCAAAACCAUCGAGAGGUACAUGAGGCGGUUGGAGUUUCAUAUGAGCAAGGUGGAUGAGCUGUAUGAGGCAUUCUGUAUCCAGCGCAGGCUGAGGGAGGGAGCCAGUAAGAUGAAGCAGGCCUUCUCUGCAUCUCCCUCCACCAAGGCCACCAGAGAGAGCAUGUCAGAGGUCAACCGCAGAUACAAGGAGUACACAGAGAAUAUGAGCACGUUAGAGGGGGAGCUGGAGAACAUGCUGGGGGAGUUCCAUAUCAAAAUGAAAGGUCUAGCUGGCUUUGCUCGUCUUUGUCCAGGAGACCAGUAUGAGAUCUUUAUGCGGUAUGGGCGUCAGCGCUGGAAGCUGAAGGGGAAGAUAGAGGUGAACUCCAGACAGAGUUGGGACGGAGAGGAGAUUGUCUUCAUGCCCCUCAUCACAGACCUCAUCAACAUCAAGGUGACGGAGCUGAAGGGCCUGGCCACUCACAUCCUGGUGGGCAGUGUGAUCUGUGAGACCAAGGAUCUGUUCACGGCCAUGCCUCAGGUGGUGGCUGUAGACGUUAAUGACCUGGGAACCAUCAAACUCAACCUGGAGGUCACAUGGUUUCCGUUCGAUGUGGAAGACCUGACCCUGUCUUCAGGGAACGUGAGCAAGGCCACCGCCCUACAGAGACGGGUGUCUGUCUACAGCCAGGGCACGCCAGAGACACCCACCUUCCAGGACCAGUCCUUAUUUAAGUGGCACCCCUCCCCGACCCAGCAUCGCCUGUCCCCGACCCAGCAUCGUCCCUGCCCGACCCAGCAUCGCCUGUCCCCGACCCAGCAUCGCCUGUCCCCGACCCAGCAUCGCCUGUCCUUCCUCCACGGUCUGAGGAACUCCCUGUUAGAGAAGCUGAGACGCAGUCGCUCGUUUGGCGACCUGGUCUCCCUCCGCCCCAGGCCCAAGUCCAGCCUGGAGGGUUAUGUGACUGAGUCCACCCUCCCUGAUGACGUCUUUGAGAACGGUGGGUGUGGUAACGCCGAGUGCAAGCGCCUCUCCUUCACCUUCUCCGAUACUUCAGUCUCCUCCCCCAGCCUCGCCCCCGGCCAGUCCAACCCCGAAAUCACCAUAACGCCCCCUGAGACCUGCCCCCAGCCCCAAAUCCCCAACGUUGAAGUCACCGUUCGAAUACAUGCAGACGUAGUGGAAGAGGCAGAGGAAGGUGAGGAGGAAGAGGAGAGUCGCGGUAGCAGCGGCAGCGUGAGUACCAGCCUGGUCAGUGAGGAGGCGGAGUCAGAGUGGGAGAGGGCGGAGUCCCAGUCUAACGGAGGAUCCGUCUCUCUCUGCUCAGAGAGGCAGUUAUCUGCGGUCUCUCCCGGGGGUGUGUUUCCAGACCACGCUGGGCCAGACAGCGAUGGAGAUGAAGAUGACAGCUCGGAGCUGCUGAAGCCCGUAGAACUUGACACUGAAGAACCAGGCAGUUUGACCAGGCAACUGGUGAGGAGGCUGACAUCGUCUGACAUUCUGCCCGAGGCGGGGGUUCUGAGCUGGGCUGGGGAGGGGAGCAGGGCCUUCCUGGAGAGCAGCCUGGAAGAAACCCUGCAGAGUCUGCUACUGAGGCUAGAGUCACUGGGACAACGCUGUAGAGAGCUACAGGACCUGGAACAGGAAGUGAUGCGCCUGGAGGACCUACUCAAGUGCCGUCUCCCGGGCCACCGGAGCAGGUCGUCCAGCCUCAGCCUGAUGGUUGAGAGCGCCCUGGAGAGCUUCGACUUCCUCAACACCUCUGACUUUGACGACGAUGACACGGGGGAUGACCACGCCCUCCAGCGCUCCGUGUUCUUUGACAUGGAGGCGGAGAGCAUCGGACCUGGAGGCCCGCACCCAGAGGCCAGGGGUCACCUGAGUGAAGCUCUGACGGAGGACACCGGGGUGGGCAACAGUGUGGCCGGCAGCCCCCUGCCUCUCACCACCGGCAACGAGAACCUGGACGUGGCCAUCGUCAUUCACCUGCAGUACUGCGACCAUCUCAUCCAGCUCCUGUCCAGUGGAGGGAGCCCUUGGCAGCGUCGAGCCCAGCUCCAGAAGCUCUCAGCUCAGACUCAGCUGUUAGAGGAACUGGGAGAGAUCAGCACAGAACGCCUGGGGAGCAUCACCUCUGCUGCUGACGUGCUCCCUGGGCUGGCGGAGCGGCCUGCUCGGAUGGCUCUGUGGUCGGAGUGGAGUGGUUCUGGUGCACUGUUCCACGCUACGCUGGACCGGGUGCUCAAACACAUGCACCACUGCUACACUGGCCCACUGCAGGAGAGACACCCACACACCGCAGCUGACACAGUGAUCCGGCUGGUGGUGAGUGAGAUGGUGGACAGGAGUGAUCUGGCCUCCUCCCCUACCUGCCACCCCCAUUCGGCCCUGUCCCAGGUCGUGUUCCCCCCUUCGGCCCUGUCCCAGGACGUGGUCUCCCCUUCGGCCCUGUCCCAGGACGUGGUCUCCCCUUCGGCCCUGUCCCAGGACGUGUUCCCCCCUUCGGCCCUGUCCCAGGACGUGGUCUCCCCUUCGGCCCUGUCCCAGGACGUGUUCCCCCCUUCGGCCCUGUCCCAGGACGUGUUCCCCCCUUCGGCCCUGUCCCAGGACGUGGUCUCCCCUUCGGCCCUGUCCCAGGACGUGGUCUCCCCUUCGGCCCUGUCCCAGGACGUGGUCUCCCCUUCGGCCCUGUCCCAGGACGUGGUCUCCCCUUCGGCCCUGUCCCAGGACGUGGUCUCCCCUUCGGCCCUGUCCCAGGACGUGGUGUCCCCUUCUGCCUUGUCCCAUGACGUGGUCACAGUGUUUCAGUUCCACAGCUACGUCUCAAAGCACAGCGUGGAGGACAUGGAGGAUCACCUAUUGCAGGUGGCCAGAGAAGCUGUGUUUGCGGAGGGCCUGAGUGGUGGCGACUCAGAGCGUUGUCUAAAGGAACUAGAAGAGGUUUCACACACCGGCCUGUGUCCCCGGCAGCAGACCCUCAGGGCCCUGGCUUCCCUCCUCUCCCACCAAGACCCCCAGCUCAGCGAGGCUGCAGCUGCCUACAUAACCUCCGCUUCCUCACACACACCCUUUAGGUCAAAGGCGGUGGAUUGCUACACACAGGCCUUGUGGGAGUCUGGAGUUCAAACCCAAAGGUCUGCCUGUGCUGCUCUUAGCUGUCUACAGGCAGUAGAGAGCCUCCGGGCGGUGGUAUCACUGUGUGACUCGGCAGACGAGGAGCUCCGCCAUGUUGCCAUAGAAACCCUGCUCACUUUCGGUGAGGAGGGUCGUCUGGCGUAUGAGCAGCUGGACACGAUGCCCAGAGAGAUGGUACGACUGGGGACGCGGCGAGGGAACGCCGUCACCACCGCCUUCUGAAAGCACAGGACUAACUAACUUAACCUAGGAGCAUCACAUCCACAGGAGGGGGACGACCCCCCUAGAACAACCCCCCUACCCGCUGUGCCUGUGCUUUGAGCCAUGCAGACUGGACAUGCGUUUAAAUGGACACAGCUAGGGGGAGUGGCCGCAUCGACGCAGAGGAGUCCAACUAAACAUCGAAGGGCCACGUCUCAUUCUUAUCAACAGACGGGUGUAAAUCCUAACUGUCCAUUCUCUGACCACCACUAUUAAACCAUCUCUCACUGCACAGACAGAGCAUCUUCACCAUCAUAACGUAUGAUUAUCAUGAUUAUUAUCACGGCUGUGUUUGAUUUAUGAUAUCCUUAUAUAACUGCUAUUCAUUUGUUUUAGUAGGUGAUGUUCAUUAGACAAAGGGUUAUUUGCGCUUUUGGAAUUGCACUGUGGCAGACAUGUAAAUGUAAUAGCAUUAUACUCUGAACUGGAUGGAUUUGGUCUUUUGUUCUUCUGGUAUUUACUGUUGAGAUUCAGGGAUUUUACAGACAGUUUGAACACUUUCUGCCAGAGGGUGCCAUGGAAGAUCAUUUAGGCUGACAAUGACAGUCAAAUCGCUCGGAAGGAGGUAGUUAAAAGCAGCAUUCGCAAGUCAUCAUCAGCAUGCAUACUAUCCCUAGAUAGUAGUUACCAGUAAGCAAUGUUCUCACUCCAACAUGCACAACAUGAAGAGAGAGUCAUACUUGGACUGCCUUUCAAACUAUUCUAAGUUCUCUACAUGCCUGGGAUCUACAUUCAGUUUGAACGUCUGCUUGCUGGGAACUGAUGUGAGAUCUGAUCACGAUUUAUUUAAUUGGAAGCAGGUACGAAUGGUCUCGAGGAGUGAGUGUGAGUCAGGGAUAGUUAGUAUGACAUGAGAAUGCACUUUCUCCAUAACUGUACAGUGCAGAACCAAGGGCCUGUCUAAGGGCGUGAUGCUUCAGAUCGGCAAGGACUGAGGCUAUAGCGCUCCGCCUAGCUUUCUAUGCCAGUUGUAUCUAUACUACUGAGUCCGGUGCUUCUUCAGCAUAACAAAGUGUUUUUCUCAACUUCAUUUAUUUACAUCACAUUUGUGAUUCUAAUAUUAUUUAAUUUUCAUUUACUUUUGAGUAAGAGGGCAGCAUGCAGAUACUAUUUCACAUGUAAAAGUUGUAUAUUUGGUGUUUUUUUGCUCAUGUUUGAUUUUUUUUAAAGUUUAAUUAAAAAAAGAACUCAUUAACAUGGGCAUGAUCUUGCUUACAUAAAAACGUUACUGGAAAUAUACAUGGUUUUUUCACUCUUUUAAAUGUAUUUGUACAUUAAGAUGGAUGGCUGAUAUUAUUUGGAGGAUUUACGAAUAUAAUCAGAUAGCGUGCCCACCCUCCCCCCCCAAAUUAAUGGGACAGUAGAGAAGAAAUGUUACUUCAUUACGCAAGGAAAGCCUGAAAAUGAAAAGUCAAUGUAUUCUGAAGAUAUCUUUAACUGGGUUUCUGUACAGCACUUUGAGAUAUCAGCUGAUGUAAGGUCUAUAUAAAUAAAUUUGAUUUAACCACUACACCCAGGCUCACCUACAAACAACCAUCAGAAUUAGAUUGGCUUCCAACCGCUCUGAACCAAAAUCCAUAACGAUACGAAAAGGUGUGUUUUAGGUGGUAAUAUGUGAAAUAAUAUGUUCUUUUGUAUAUUAAAGCUGUAAAACGUGUGAAAGUUGUUACUAAUGCUGAAGAUGGCUUUGAGUUUGGCCUGGUGUAUGUUGAUCACGGUCUUUAUUUUGAGUAACAAUGCCUGUUUCUCCCAUGACGUGAAUAGCAUUACAGUAUUUGGGUAUGAUACUCAUUACUUCAAUAACUCCCCUAAUAAUAUCGUUUUUUUCUGCACGAUGCAGCGGUCUCCAUCUUUCUUUGUGCUAAAAGUAACCAGUGAUGAAUUAAUGUUGCUUCUAUUCAACUCCCAAGUCAUCAGACAGAAUAAUGAAACGUUAUGACAUUGAUCAUAUUUCAUGUAAGUACACUGCAUUAUGUCUUCACAUAUGGUGAAUCAGAAAGCACACAGUAAGGACAUGUUACAUAGCUUCAGUACUGACUGCACUCAAUUCUACAUUCAUUUCCCCUGCUCAAUGAAAGUGGCAAUAAAGUUUAUUUUUGCAUUAUGAAAA